CUGCCGCUGUCCUCCCAGAGCCCCGCCGCCGCCGCGAGGCCCCGCCCAGCGGAGGCCCCGCCCCCAGCCAGCAUGCAGCCGCAGGACCUCAGCGUGCAGUACAGCAGGUGGGAGGAAGUCAGCGUGGGGGCUGCGUCCGGCGCUGGCACGGAGGAGGCCUCCAGCUGGGAGGGGCUCUCCCCGAAGCUGUGCUCGCGCAAGCUGGGCGUCGCCAUGAAGGUGCUGGGAGGUGUGGCCCUCUUCUGGGUGGUCUUCAUCCUGGGCUACGUUGCCGGCUACUUCAUACACAAGUGCAAAUGAGCGCUGCCCACGGGCCCGCGGGGGCUCGGGCUGGAGGGGCGUGGGUGUCUGGGAGCCCCUUUGUACACCCUCCCCCUUAUACACAGCCCCUCCCCAGUCCCUGGGCCCAGGGGCACACCCAGCGUGCAGGACUCGCACGGGCACCUGUGUGCACACUGUCACAGGCCCCUCCUCGGGUGCCCGGCAGGGACACCUGUGUGUGAGGACACUCACCGGUAGCCAGCACAGGCACACCCAGCCUGGGGCACCCGAGGCCUGGGCCCUGGGACCGGCCUGAGCUGGGGCUGCAGGCCAGGGCCCCAGGGACUGGGUGGCUGAGGUCCCCCUUGGCGAGGGCCGGGGCGUGGCCCCCCCGGGGUGGGGUACUCCCUGGGUGGGCAUGGUGGGGAGCCGUGUCGCCCUGGGCAGGCUCCUGCCCUCUGGGACCUGGUGACUCCCGUGUGCAAGGACGGCUCUGGGCAGGGCCCUGUGUGACCCUCCGCCCUCCCUCUCAGGGACCCCAUCCCCAGCCCCCUUCCUGGGCCGUGCAUGGCACAGGGACACCCAGGGAGGGCGGUGUGCUCCUGGGAGCAGUCAUUAAACGUCUGUUGAAUGAA
Molecule: messenger RNA, 896 nt
Organism: Phyllostomus discolor (pale spear-nosed bat)
Lineage: Eukaryota; Metazoa; Chordata; Mammalia; Chiroptera; Phyllostomidae
Gene: SMIM1
Product: small integral membrane protein 1 (Vel blood group)
Exons: 2
Coding region: 73-300 (75 amino acids)
Source: RefSeq, a predicted model, not a curated record